Molecule: messenger RNA, 6707 nt
Organism: Balaenoptera acutorostrata (minke whale)
Lineage: Eukaryota; Metazoa; Chordata; Mammalia; Artiodactyla; Balaenopteridae
Gene: CDCA2
Product: cell division cycle associated 2
Exons: 15
Coding region: 208-3252 (1014 amino acids)
Biological process (GO): regulation of chromosome segregation; regulation of mitotic nuclear division
Cellular component (GO): nucleus; chromosome
Source: RefSeq, a predicted model, not a curated record
GCGGCCGGGCGGAGGGGAGGGUGUAGGUAACGCCGGCUGUGGGGUCUGGGUGUCCGGGGCCGGGGACCAGGUAGGCCCCCGCGGCUGGCUUGGCGGCCGACAGUUACUUUCUCGAGCGAGCCCAUCAGGACCAGAGAGCCGAGGUCUAGAAGGCACGACAGCCACGACACUCAUCGGCGGAGUGUUCAAAAUAAACCCGAGAGCGAGAUGGAUGAUAGUUCAAAAGACAGCAAGCCACUUGAAACCAAGGCGUCUGCUAUUAAUAACGCUGAAAAUACCUCUUUCAUUUUGGGAAAUGGGAAGCUUGUAACUCCUCCCAAGCCUGCAGCUGAAGUGACUCCUAAUCGUUGCAUGUCAGAUGCUUUUCAGUCACCUUUGAACUUUUCCACAGUAACCGUGGAGCAAUUGGGAAUUACACCUGAAAGUUUUGUAAAGAACUCUUCAGGAAAGUCAUCAUCCUACCUUAAAAAAUCCAGACGACGCUCUACAGUUGGUGUUCGGGGCUCUCCUGAAACAAACCAUCUAAUUCGUUUCAUUGCCCAGCAGCGGAAUUUAAAGAAUGCUUCUUUGACCAAGAAUUCCCCUUGUCAGGGCAGCCCUGUUUUGUAUCGAAAUGUUCAUUCUUUAAGAGAGCAAAUAUCUGCCUUCCAGUCGGCUUUUCACUCCAUAAAGGAAAACGAGAAAAUGACUGACUGUCCUGAAUUCUCAGAGACGGAAGGAGAGUUCAAGACCACAGCCUCGACCAAAAAGGAGAGUCUUGGUGAAUGUCAACAGUGUGAGUUCCCUGCAAACUUGUCAUCCAAGCGACAGAGAACAUCCUCUCCGAGCAGCUCUGAUGGAAAUCUAACUGAUGCCUUUGGUCUCCAGAUACACAAUGUUGCUGCUUUUCCCAAUACAGAUAGACAGUGUGCUGUUGAAACUUCUGCAGAUCUCUCUGAGAAAUCUUCUGAAUCUGGUUUAAAUCUACAGUCUAGAUGUUUAGUUGGAGAGUAUCCUCUACUUUCAGAGCUCACAGAGGCUUCAAGUGGAAUCCAGGUUGCUGACUCUGUAGAGGGCGAAAGAUCCAGUGAUGCCGUUUCAGUUGACAAAUUUACAGAAGUGAGUAUAGACAUGGCUCCUGAAGCCGGGUCACUGGUUACUCCACUGUGCCAGAGGGACAUUCCAUCCUCUGAGACCUUUGUACUUCGUUCUGUGCUGAAGAAACCUUCUGCAAAGCUGUGUCUAGACAGCCUGCAGGAACGCCGUGACAACCUCUGUGAUGGUGGGACUCAUCCAAACUUAAUCUUAAAUCUUGCAAACUGUUGCAAAGAACAAAAAGCAGAAGGUCAAGAAAAUUGUAAAGUACCAGACUCUCUAAAUAUGAGGAAGAGGAAGAGAGUUACUUUCGGAGAGGACCUAAGCCCUGAAGUAUUUGAUGAAUCUUUGCCAGCAAACACUCCGUUGCGUAAAGGAGAAACACCGGUUUGUAAAAAGGAUUUAAGUACCCUCAGUCCCCUGCUACUUGAACAGUCCCCAGCUCCUGAGGGGUUACUUCAACCAAAUUUUGAUGACAAGGGAGAGAAUCUUGAAAACAUAGAACCUCUUCAGGUAUCAUUUGCAGGUCUCAGUCCUCUUAGUAAGUCUUCAAUCUCUGAGACUCUUUCAGGCACUGAUACCUUUACCUCUUCAAAUAACCACGAGAAAAUAGCCUCCUGUAAAGUUGGUAGAGCAACGCGGACCUCUAACAGAAGAAGUCAGUUGAUCAGUUUUUCAGAAGAGAGUGUUUGCAACUUAUUUAAUACAGAAGCUCAGCCUUGUAAAGAAAAGAAAAUUAAUAGGAGGAAGUCUCAAGAAAGCAAGCGCGCAGACAGAGCACUUCCUAGAAAGAGUCAGGUUUUAAAAAGUUGCAGAAGGAAGAAAGCAAAGGGAAAGAAAAAAAGUGUUCAGAAGUCUUUAUAUGGGGAAAGAGACAUUGCGUCUAAGAAGCCGCUCCUGAGCCCUAUUCCUGAGCUGCCCGAGGUAUCUGAGAUGCCGCUGGUUCCAAGCAUCUGGAGGAUGUGUUCAGAUGAUUUCAACUCAAAUGGUGAACUUGAAGAAGUGAAGCUUCCGAAGAGAAAUAAUAUUUUGCCUCAGAACCCAGAGGAUUGGCAGAUGAUUCGAGGCUUUAAUAAAUACGAUGUGUCUGAAUUCUGCAACUCUGACGUGAAAAGUUCCUCGUCACUUAUUAAUGCUACUUUUGAGCAAGGUUCAAAUACAAGUACUAUAGAAACUAAUGAAAACAAAAAUAUUCCAAAAGCAGCAAUUAAGUUGGAAAGUGAAAACGAACUAAAAACUGGGACUGAGAAUGAAAACAGCCAUGUUUCUUGUCCUUCUGUGACUGAAACACCCAUUGUAUCAGACAAUCCAAAACCUGAUUUUACCAUGCAGUCCCAAGAACUUUCUGCCGCUGGUCAAAAUAUGGAAAACCUUUUUCAAAUCUUUAAAAUCUCAGAAGAUAUAAACAUCAAAUGUGAAAACCAGGAUGACUUCUUAGUUGUCCCAGAAGGAAAACUGCAGACCAAGCAUUUAAUGCCCGACUCACAAAAAGAAUGUGAUUGUUCAGAAGAUGUCUUAGUUGACCACAUGAAAGAAAGUAAAAGUCAAGGUGAGGAUUUGGGAAGAAACACCAUAGCAAGUAGUCGUGGUGUGAGUUACAGAGAAAGGAAAUACAGAAGACAGGCCGUGGCUUGUUCUGAUGGGCAAAGUUUACAUUUGGAAAAAACCGAGAAUCCCAAACUUUCCUACAGUGUGAGCAGCCCUGUAGAAAUUAGUUUAGAAAAUUCCCAACUGUAUAAAGACUUAUCUGACUCCAUUGAGCAAACCUUUCAGAGAACAAAGAGUGAAACCAAAGUAAGACGCAGCACAAGGCUACAAAAAGGUUUGGAAAGUGAAGAAGGGCUUGUGUGGAUUUCACUUCCAUUGCCUCCCGCUUCUGGCAUUUCCCAAAGAACCAAGAGGAGAACAAUAGGUACCUUUGACAGCAGAAGAUUUGAGAACGGGUCCUCCAGGCAAAAACCUUGUGUGCUGCCCUCCACAUCAGGUGAAGAAAGCAGUGAGGGCUUUGCUGCUGCUGCUGCCAGUUUACCUGCGAAGAGAAGGAAGAGCUUUUGUACAUCUACACUUGCAGAUCCUAAAAAUACCACCCAGUCGAGAGGCUACAAAAGAACCACCUUUCUCAACCAGAAGGAAGCUCUCCAAGUGACUUCGAGAGAAUCGGACGUAUCAGCAAACUAAAGCAGUAACUGACAUUCCCUGCAGAAUGCUUUGGCAAGAGAGAAGGUAACCAGCCAUUCAUACCUGAAAGAUUCUUUCAUCCCAGUUCCCAUCCUUUGUGCAACCUCCGUAUUUUAAAAGUUUCAAAUAAAAUUAUUUGAGUAGAACCUACUUUGAAGUAGAAAUAAGUGAAUUUCUCCAUCUUUCAAACUGAAAGCAUUGUAUUAAACAUGUUCUCCCCCCAAAUGAUAAAUGCUUUAUUGGUAUUCUGUUAAAAAGGAUUGCUUUUAGACCUAAAAGCAUGUCUCUUAAGUUUUAUUUCAUGUUAGGACAUAUUUACCACUGAAGGUUUAGAGUUUCUGUUGGAAAAAAAGCAUCUUUUAGAGUUGACUUGUUAUAUCUGGAUGAGAAGAGCGUUUUGUUUUGUUCUUUAACAAAUUGAUAGAAUUAAUGUAACUUUAUGAAAAUUGAAGGUAACAUAAGGUUGAAACUGUUAAAGAAAGUGGGGUGAGGUAUGUUUUUAUUUUAAAAGGCUGCCCCAAAAAAACUGGUUAAAACUUUUAACAAUUAGGAAAGAUGGGAAUGAUAAAAUUUGGUUUUUUCCCUUUGGGUUAAAGUUAAGAGAAGCUUUAAUAAUUUACUUUGUCUCAAAUAAAAAUUUUAUUUUAAUAGAUUAAAAUCAAAUCUUAAGCAUGGGAUUUUGGAAAAUUCUUUCAAUAACCAGAAUAUUGCAAAUCUGUCAUUAUAAAGUGAAUAUAUAAUUUAGAAAUAACUAACAUGGAAGCAUUUUGACCUUCAAACAACACUCUUGUAUGCUUUGGGGGGGUAGGAAGUACGGGUUUGGUUUUUGGUGAAAAUAUAAGCAGUCUAGUUGAAGACUCAUCUCCCAGAUCAUUCAGAUUAGUCACAGGUAAUUUGGGAUUGAAUUCAUGGUUUUCCAUUAAAAAAAAAAAGAAAAUCCAGAAACUCACUUAAAAGGCCCUAAAAAAUUGGUUUACUAACAUGAAGCAUGGUGGCAGGUUGCUGAUUUCUUUUUUAACAUGGCAUUUUCCAGCCUUUCUGACUUUUUAUUUCACCAUACCAAGAACUAGCACUUGUUUUGGUUUGUCCAGUUAAGCUUCAGCAGUAUAUCCUAUCACAAUUUUGGUGGCAGCAGUUUGAAAAUCUAAAUUGCUAUAUUUUUAGAAUUUGUGAAUGCAGGUAAAUCAUUGUAGCAUUAAACAAUUGUCUUUGAAAUCCUUUAAAUCAUUAAACUCUCCUACUCCUGCGAUAGCAGAAACAUGUUAACAAAUAGGGCUCUCUAUAAAUAACACAACAGGGAAGAAAGCUCCUGCUGGGCGCCCAUUUCCCCUGCCUUAGAUAGAGACUAUUUGUUACCUUCUUGGCACCAAUAGGUCUGGAACUCCUGCUGCUAAAGACUAAUGUAUUUUACAUUAACACUCAAAGUGAUCCCCAAUUUCUCCUGCUAAAGGGUGGAUUGUUUCAAAAAUUCUUUUAUCUUUACACGUAAAUUAUUUAUGGGCUUUUCCCCCCAUUUAUAGUUUGGUAUGGUUGGCAAAUGUCUACCACUGAAAACAAACCAAAAAAAAAAAAAACUUCUUAUGAAGCUUUUUGGUUUUGGUCAUUUAAAAAAAAAAAAAAAACUUUCAGAAACAUACAACGUUAGAGGGUUUUGUUUUUUAAAAAUUUUGUGUUCUUUGUUCAUAGGAAGGUUAAAAUUACUGUUAUUUUCUACCAUUUUUACUGUAUGAUAUAUGAUCUCAAUUGUAUUUGAAUUUUUUUCAGAAUUUCACGUGCUUGGUUUUAUUUCCCAAAAAGUGCUAGUGAGGAUGAAGCAGACAUUUUGGUCUGUGAUUUUUUUGGUUGUGAUUUUUUUGGCUUGGUUUUUCAAAUGUAAAAUUGUUCUCAUUUUCAAGCAUCUGCAGUUAGAAAGAUAAACACUUUACAAGUUCUAUUCCUUUUAAAAUAUUACAGUAUGAAUAUUUUGUUGCUAUCUGUAAAUAACAAAUGGGCUGUUUUCCUAAAAAGAAGUCUUGAGAAAUCAAAACAACUUGGAGGUAUUGUAUCCACCAUCUCAUUUGUAUUAUAAAAUUUGUGAAAAGUUAAUGAUUUCUGUAUGUCAUCAUGCUUGUGUGUUUUUAACUGUUUCUUUUCAUUAAUGGCUAAAUCAAAAAUUUGCCUUAUCUUUUCUACCGCAGUAACCCUUGACAUUUUGCCUUAGAAUGGCUUCUACGUUUAUCUUUUCCUGCUCCCAUAGAUUCUUGCUUGUUCCAGAAGAUGGCAGCAUGACAUCUGAAGUUCUCAUCCUGUGUGCACUACCUUAACCCAGGGCAGCUCUUCACUGUUGCUACGGGUGCUUCCCCUUAACUUUUAUUUUCACUCAUUUUUAUUACAAAAGUCCUAUGUGUCUACUGAAAGAAGUAGAGAACUGUGCAUAAUGAAAAAGUGUCUUCCCCCCACCUAAUGCAAGCAUGCUGCAGCUACACCUUUCUCUCCCCACCUUUCUAGGUGUCAGCACCAGUAACAGCAGGCAAACCUCUUCCAGACCCUCUGCCUGUGUAAACAUAGGUUUUGUUGUUUUCUAAUGGGAUGGCUCUAUGUUCCAUUUUGCAAGUUAAAAUUUUUAUUCAACAUAAUACCAUUUUGGAGAGCCCUGGUGCCACUGCAGGCUUUUUAACCCCCGCAUAGAAUGAUACACUUUGGGUAUCUGUAAUGUAGUUAGCCAUCUCCCUACUGAAGGACGCUAGUUGCCUCCAGUUUUUUGUAAUUGAAAAUUAUGCCACACUGGGCUUGCGUGACGAUGUAAGAUAAGUUCCUUGAAAUUAAAAUUAAAUGGUUAUUCGGUUCUUUUCUCUGGAUCUGACCUGGCAAACACGUUGCUUCCAUUUUCUCUCACUGAUUGCCUCCACCCCCCAACGCCCAGACUUCAGCUGUAGACCUGGCAUAACAAGGAGGAAAUACUUAAUAAUGCCUGAUUUGUGCUUUGUAUUGAAAGAGCUCUUGUUUUCCUUUUCCUUUUUAAAGUCAGGUUUAUUGAGGUGUCAUUCACCUACAGUAAAGUUUACCCUUCUAAGCCUAGCAGUUUGAAUUUUGGCAAAUUCACGCCAUCAUGUAACCAUGACCGCCCCCCCCAUCACCCCAAAAGAAGUUUCCUCCUGCCUCUUUGCAGUCAGUCCCUCUCCCCCAACCCCAGCCCCUCACAAUCACUCAUCUGAGUUCUAUCCUUAUAGUCUUGCCUUUUCCAGAAUGUCAUAUAAAUGGAAUCAUACAGUGGGUAUCCUUUUGUGUCUGCCUUUUUAAACUUCGCAUAAUGCUUUUGAGGUUCAUCCAUGUUGUAUAAGUAAUUGGUUCCUGUUUGUUGCUAAGUAGUAUUCCAUUUUAUGGAUGUAUCAACAGUUUAUCCAUUCACCAGUUGAUGGAUAUUUGGGUUGUUUCUAUUUUUGGGCUAUUAUAAAUAAAGCUGCUAUAAACAUUCA